AUGGAUUUUAGCCAUUUAAAUCGUGGGCAGAUGACUCUGAUGGGAUCUGCGUUUUGUGUGGUGCUUUCGUUGCAUUUCACACUGCAGCUUGUGUCACAGCAUCUUUUUUACUGGAAAAACCCCAAGGAGCAGAAAGCUAUACUUAUUAUUAUUCUUAUGGCUCCUAUAUAUGCUGCUGUCUCCUUUGUGGGUUUAUUGGAUAUUAGAGGAAGCAAAGCCUUCUUCAUGUUUCUGGAAUCUGUCAAGGAAUGUUACGAGGCUUUUGUGAUCGCUAAGUUCAUGGCUUUGAUGUAUAGUUACUUGAAUAUAUCUAUUAGUAAAAAUAUUGUACCUGAUGAAAUUAAAGGUAGAGAGAUUCACCAUUCAUUUCCUAUGACUCUUUUUCAGCCUCGAACAGUUAGGCUGAACCACCAUACACUAAAGCUUCUCAAGUAUUGGACAUGGCAAUUCGUUGUCAUCCGCCCAGUGUGUUCUGUCUUGAUGAUAACCCUGCAACUUCUUCAGUUUUAUCCAUCUUGGUUGAGCUGGACAUUCACAAUCAUCCUCAAUGUGUCUGUUUCAUUAGCAUUAUACUCUUUGGUAGCCUUUUACCAUGUCUUUGCCAAAGAGUUGGAACCUCAUAAGCCACUUGCGAAGUUCUUGUGCAUCAAGGGAAUUGUUUUCUUCUGCUUUUGGCAGGGAGUGGUGCUUGACAUACUUGUUGCUGUGGGCAUCAUUCGAGCAAAUCAUUUCUGGUUGGAUGUGGAGCACCUUGAGGAAGCUCUUCAGAACGUAUUGGUGUGUCUAGAGAUGGUUGUAUUUGCUGUUCUCCAGCAGUAUGCAUACCAUGUUUAUCCAUAUAGUGGAGAAACUGAAGCUAAGUUGAAGCUAGGCAAGAAACUUGAAUGA
Messenger RNA from Gossypium arboreum, 888 nucleotides. RefSeq lists its product as uncharacterized. The coding region runs from base 1 to 888 and encodes 295 amino acids. Gene Ontology annotation, biological process: transport. The record is from RefSeq and is a predicted model, not a curated record. The transcript has 4 exons. Gene Ontology annotation, molecular function: transporter activity. NCBI's taxonomy places the organism in Eukaryota, Viridiplantae, Streptophyta, Magnoliopsida, Malvales, Malvaceae.